GUGAAACGGCCGGAGAUCGGAGGCAAGGAGCAGUGUUAGCUGAGCUCUGGCAACGUCGCCUCAUUCGAGACGUAACCGCGCAUUUAUUAUUCGUUUUUCGUGUAAAUAUAACGGCCUAUCACGAGAUGUUUAAAUUAACAUUUUCGUUCCUCGCAAUUAUUGCAUUAGCACAUGGGUCCAGUAUCUUAGAUUUCCUAGACUGGGAAGAUGGAAAGAAGUUGAUAGAAGUACCAGAGCUCAGGAAUGACCAGCCUAAUAGAAACUGCCUUUGCAAGGGCCCAGCUUGUGUCUGCUGUGUGGAUUUCAACAUAACGUUUGUUGAUCUAGGAGGACCAGGGUGUGUUCACAUGAAAUACUUAUCCCCUGAAGAUGGAUUUUCAGUCAACGUGUCCUACGGCAAAAAUUUACUACAUAGUUCAAAAAUACAAGGUACCAAUCCAGCACCUAUAUGCCUUCAAGUAUUUGGUAAGUUUGCCCAGGUGUGUGCUAAAUUCAGUGACUUGGCACCUACCGCUGACGGUCUUAGGGGAUGCCUUGAGUUGGAGCCUAGACUUUUAGGAGAGGGACAGUUAGAAUUUCCCAUUGGCUGUUUCAAGUCCACUCCUGGUGGAAUGGAAAUGGAAGAUCCACCUGCCCAGCCUGAAGGGGAAUCAACUACUGAGGAAUCUUCAACGGAAGACAACACAUUCGAUGCCGAAUCCUUCCUAGCCAGUGUCUACCAAACGGCAGAACAAGGUGUUGCAUUUCUCAGCAGCCUUCUAGAUAUACCAGCUAAACGUAACUCUACAACAACAGUAGCCCCACCCACAUCCUCUGAAGCACCUCAAAGACGAGGGCCUAAAUACCUAAAACAUCCUAAUCAUCUGUGAUAUAAUCAUUUAAAGAGUACAAAAGAAGCAUUUUGUAGUAUUAAGCUUUGCUUGCCAAGCUCCCUAGCUUUCAAGACUUAUGAUAAUUCUAGAAUGAUGAUCUUAAGCUGAAGUAACACUUCUUGUCCUAUUUAUUGUUAACUAGGUUUAUAAAUAAAGGUGUUAAAUGUU
This is a messenger RNA of Pieris napi, 1040 nucleotides long. RefSeq lists its product as uncharacterized. The record is from RefSeq and is a predicted model, not a curated record. The transcript has 5 exons. Lineage: Eukaryota; Metazoa; Arthropoda; Insecta; Lepidoptera; Pieridae. Bases 126 to 869 code for a protein of 247 amino acids.